AUGGAUCAAACCUUUUUAACAAGAGCAGAACGUAAGCCUACUACAUUUGAACUCAAAUACCUCGAGAAAAUAGGCACAACUCAAGAAAAAAGGAACGUUUUGGCAGCAAUUUCACCAGAUAUUCAGGAAAAAGAGAAAGAAACUGAAGAAAUUGAUCAGCAAUUAAAUGAGACAAGAAAUAAAUUUGAGCAAUGGAGAGUACAAUUCCAACAAAAGAAAAAAGAAUUAGAUAUUCAAAAUCAACAAUUACAAGAGAAAAAACGUAAUUUCGAUAAAUUCGCUGCAAUACAGUCUGCUGAGAUAGCUAAUUGCCGUGCACGUGAAAAGGAAGCCAAACAACAAAUUGACAAUAUUAAUGAAAGUUUAUACGCUGCAUCAAUAGAAGAGAAGAAACUCAAAGAGCAGAAUCAAAGCCUUGAAAAUGAAAUCAAAGAGCUUCAACCAUACAAUGAUUACAUGCAAAAUGUCGUUCAAAGUGACAGACAUUAUGAUAAUCCUGAUGCCUUCUUGUAUAGGCAUAGUAACUUAACGAAGGAGAGGCAGCAAUACUUAGAAAAAUACCAACAAUUAAUACAUACUAAAGGAGAUCGAGAAAAAGCUAUGAAAAAAGAUCUUGAUACAGAAAAAUCUCAACUUAUUGAGAAAACGAUGAGUUAUAAUGAAAAACUAAAUAGACUUAAUCAAAUAAAGAAGAAGAAUUCUUUCACUAAACAAAACUUGGUAAAAACAAUCCAAAGAAAUACACUCAAAAACUUCGAAGUCUCAACGAUUAAGUCUUCUAUACACACAAUAUACAUGAGGGCAAUGGACAUGUCAACAAGACCAAGUGAUAGAGAAAAAGCAAGACUUCCGAAAGGAGCAAACAAAGAAAUGUUAGAAUUUAUUCAAGAUAGAUUUCUUGAUAUGAAACAGAUCUUAGAAAAAUGGAAUAAUGAACUUCAAGCAAAUAAUGAUGAGUAA
This is a messenger RNA of Trichomonas vaginalis G3, 960 nucleotides long. RefSeq names its product DUF4200 domain family. Bases 1 to 960 code for a protein of 319 amino acids. The transcript has a single exon. Lineage: Eukaryota; Parabasalia; Trichomonadida; Trichomonadidae. The record is from RefSeq and is a predicted model, not a curated record.